GUGAAUACAUGCAGUAACGGUGCAUUUAAAUCUGUUUUUUUUUUAAAUAUGAAGACAAGAAACGAUCGACUUCUUCCGAUCAGUUGGUAGGAAACAUUUGAUCAUUUGUAUCUACUAUAAGAAAGUUGAGAAUUUCGUUUGUGAAUUUGGUUUACUAUUUUUUGCUUUACCUGAGGGAUAACGACGCCACGGGCGUCAACGUUUCGUCAGAAAUGUCGUGAUCAUCGUCGUGUCCUUAUUCCCACCACAGCUACCACCACGAGCAUCGUCGUAAAAAUAACUUAGCGCAACAACCACCGACCUAAUCAAAAGGCCACUGGCAUGGGCACGACCGUCGCCGGCGACGACGCCUAUACCACCCCUACGUUAGCGUGGCUGUUGCAUUCGCUACCCCAUCUCAACGUCACGCUACAUCGCGUCAACUCCACCUUCGAUCCCCGGUCUCCCGUCUAUCUCGAGAGUUUAGGCAUCCUUGGUUCAAUCCCAGCAGCCUGGUUGAUCUUGACCCUUUUCAUAUUGCUUAUUUACCUGUUAACGAGAUGUUGCGACCACAAAACGCGAACGGCCAAGUCUAUAUCAGCCUUAAAAGUCACCCUCGCAGUGGUAUCGGUCCUUUGUUGUGCUGCUGUAGGUCUAGGCCUCUAUGGAAACGACGAUCUACAUAACGGUUUCACCGAGCUCCUUGCGGAAGGACGACAGGUGAACCAAUUGGUCGCCAGGAUCCGUAAUCAGACCGAGGCAAUCGACCGUCAAUUUUUGAUACAUGCGAAAUCACAACUUGUAGAAUUGAGCGACGUCUUCGAUGAACCAACCCAUAAUCAGACCGCAUUAAAGAUAUUGGCUUUCUAUCAUAGAAUGGCUGAACAGAACAACACUCAAGCAAUGAAUGCUGCAGCGGAUAUCAGGUCUCCAUUGGAGGGUAUAAACCUUGAGCCUAAAAUAUUAAUCGGAGAGAAAAUUGAAGCAAUUCGAUGGCCAUUUACUAUGGCCGUCCUCAGCGUUCUCCUAGUUCUUUGCGUGGUAUUACUUGUGGGGGUAGCGCGGCACAGUAGAUGUGCCCUGAUAGCAUUCUCGGUCUGUGGAUUAUUGGCUGUUAUCGCUUCUUAUCUAAUGGCCAGCAUCUACGUAGCCUCUAGCGUAGCGCUAGGUGAUUUAUGUACCGCUCCCGAUCGCUUCCUCGAAGAGGAGGCGUCACCGGGAUUGCCCCGCGAGAUUCUUCACUAUUAUACCAGUUGCGAACGUGCACGUGCUAAUCCGUUUACGCAACGUUUGCGUGAAGCGAAAGCGGCUGUGGAAGGCAUGCGUGCCGCGCUCAAUUAUAUGCGUAAGCCCACGAUCGAACUGUUUCCCAGGCGCAUGCUCGAACCAAUUUUUAGUUCAUUACUGAAUCAGGUAAACGAGGCGGACUCAGUGAUAACGUCGCUUACAACACUCGUCGAUUGCCGCGCUCUUAAUUCGCACUAUUUGAUGGGCGCGCGGGCACUAUGCAACGUUGGACUAUGGGGCUUGUCGCUGAUGUUGAUGUCGGCCAUGUUGGCCGGAUUGCUUAUGACGGUGCUCGUGUGGGUGGAUUCGCACACGUGGAUCUACAUCAGGAAAAAGAAAGACUACCAACAUGUUAUGGAAGGCAGCGAUCCGUACCUACCACCUCCGGCGGCCAGUCAGGCUAUUGCAGCCCGUACCCUUCAACGUAGCCAAGGGUCGUCUUACCGCCCCGAUACUCCCCCGCCUAGUUAUACAUCCGCCAUGCUGCAUUUAAGCUCGCAUGCCAGUGCUCCCCCGCAUGAAGCCCAAUCACUCAUUGAUGGGUGCGACAAACGGACGCCGGAUUGUAGAGGGGGAGGCGUUGGAGGAGGGCUCGGAGUCGGAAUUGGGACCGGCGCCCAUCUCUCUCAUCUCCGGGGUCACACUCUCGGUCGGUUGCCGUCCCACCACCAUGAACCGCUCUCGGGACCCAACAAUGGCAAGUACGCGACUCUGAGCAAACAAUGCAAAACACUUGAGAGCUCCGAUUUUUACUGAGACAGGUCUGCCUGCAAGGAAUUCCCAAACUUUAAAGGUUUUAAGUUCGAUCACAGUCAACAACAGCAGCAACCUCAAAAGAACGGCCAACCGCAACAUAGAACGGCAAAUAUUCAAAAAUUCAGUUCUUUGGGGCGUCGACCUCUUCCGCAAACGCCUGAUGAAAAGAAUCUCAAACAACCGCCCCUUCCUAAAGUUCCGACGACAAUAACCGCGACGACAGCGUCAUCUCUUGGGAGUGGUGGUGGUGGCAACCUCCUCGAAACACCUUUGAAUGUCGGUAAUUUUCGCUCAUUACAGCGGGGUGCUUGGCAGGAUUCAGGAUGUUUGCAAAGGGGUGUUCAGUUCAGAUCAUUACAAAGGGGCGGUUCUGGUAACGUACAGGGCUUAUCAUCACAUUCCCAGUUCAGGUCUGCUAAAGUUCAAGACCAAACUAUGCAGAAUGAGAAUUUGUACGCCAAUAGUGAGAGCGAAAGGCAGUUGUAUGCUGUGACUGAGUUGUAAAUACUCAUUCUUGAUUUCUAUUUUUGUGUCUUUUGGGAAAUGCAGGCAGGGCACAAUAGUAUAAGAUAUUUGUGUCUUUUUUUUUUAAUAUUAUGAUCUUCGAGUUCAAACAUUAAAAAAUAAUUACGUUUAAUACGGUCGUCUUACUAGUAUGUUGAAUAAAUAAUUUUAUUCUCUGUAAUUACUUGCGAUCUUUUCAAAAACUCCUUUCUAGUAAAUUACUAACAUUUAUUAAUCAAUACUAAAAGAUAAUGUCGUUUAGAAAAAGCUUAAAAUUUACAACAUAAUACGUAAGAAAUUUUGGUACCUCAAAUGAUAUGUAUGUACGUAUUUUAGAAACAAUUUCAAAAGAAAAAUAAAAGAAUUGUGUAUUGAAACAGUAAACAUCUUCAUUAGAAGUUGACAGAAAGUAGUACAUUUAAAAUUAUAAAAUUAAUAAGUUGAAAGUUAAAUAAAUUUUUAUCUAUUUUUACAGAACAGUGACUGAUUUCAUAAUUCAAAUUACUUUUUCUUUUGAAAAUAAAAUCUUCGUAGAAAAUACGGAUUAUACGUAUUUGUGAAGUGUUAAACAAAUGUUUGUUAUAAUAAGUAGUUAUAAAAGAUUGCAGAUAUAAAUCAUACCAUUAUUCCAAUGAUUAAUAAAUUUAAAAAUCUUGAAGAAAGUAGAAUUCGACGACCAAAAUUCUAACAUUCUCAAUGUGUCAUUCCAUUUUUGUUUUUAUUAUUAUUAUUUUUUUUAAUUAAAUUAAUAUGCCUUCAGUCAACAAAAUACAAAUGUUAUUUGUAAGUUUGUAUUAGGUAGUAACUCGUUGUGCGUUUACUUGUUAACGGAAGUGUUUUAGGAAGAAUUUUCUCAUUUCUUUUUCACUUCCGCUAAAUAUACCUUCAGUUUUCGCUGCAGCACAAAGUUACCAUUUACACUACCUUCGUUAUUGUUUCUUUUACAACACUAAUUUGCUACACUUGUAGUACCUAAUUAUUUAUUUACGCAAACAUAAGAGCAUCCAUAAAAUUUUAUUGCUUACAAAAAACUACACAAAGUUAGCAGAAUAUUUGGGAACAAUUUUUCUCAAUAACUGAUCCAAUGACUGGGUAGAAACUUGUUUAAAACUCUCUUUGAUACGAACUUCGGGUUCUUUUGCGAAAGAAAGGCUCAUUUAGUGAAUUAAGAUUUUUACAUAAUAAAAAAAGCCGCUAUCAAAUAGCCGCUGGGUACAAUGUGUGACUAAUAAUUGUGUAAGACUCGAUUUUUUCGAGAACAAUUAAAUAAUUAAUAAUUAUAAUUAAUGUUAACUUUCCAAAGGUAAUGGUACUGAUGGAGCAGGGUCCCAAAUAAACACGAGAUUCUUAUAGCAUUACUUUUUUGAUUAUUUUAUAAAAAAACCUUACGAGAAACGUAGGUAAUUAAAUACAAAAAAAAACAUGAAUAGACCAUUGUAGCAUUAUACAUACAAUUUGUUUCUUGUUUGUUCUAGAACUCGAAUUUCCAUAAAACAUUGAAGUGAACAUUUUUGUUUGUUCGGGGCCUUGCAUUUUUGUACUGUUUUAUUGUAGAUAGGCUAUAAAUGUCUUAUAAUAUUAAUACUGAAAGACAUCCGGUGUCUUUAGGUUAAUUCCUAAGUGUUUCAGUUACGACUUGUGUUAUAUUUUUUAAAGGGUUUUAUACGCACUUAUUUGUGAUAUUGUUGAUCUGAAUUGUUCGUUUGUACAUUGUAAUUAUUCGUAAGUCGAUCAACAGUUUCACAACAUUUAAUAUUAAUGAAUUACUGCCAAAGAAUCUAGAUUCGAGUGUGAAUGAAAGUCCGUGGAACACUAUCUUAGUGCUAUUUUUUGGUACCUUAUAUUACCAUUAUUUCCUUUUUUGUUAUUUUUUUUUGUAAGCAAAUGUUUUGUUUUGGUACUACAUCGAUAACUAGGCCUCUGAUAGAAUUACUUUCCUGACUCCGACACUAUCGAUUUCCGUUUAAUGUAUGAAUGUAAAAAUUAACAAUAUCUACAUUACUAAGCAGUGUAUUAUAAGAAUAUUUAUUUUACGUUUUUCAUAUUUAUAAGAAUGUAUCUGUUUAAUUUCGAAUAAAGAUAAAUGAAGAAUGAA
Messenger RNA from Agrilus planipennis (emerald ash borer), 4621 nucleotides. RefSeq names its product protein tweety. The transcript is spliced from 7 exons. NCBI's taxonomy places the organism in Eukaryota, Metazoa, Arthropoda, Insecta, Coleoptera, Buprestidae. The coding region runs from base 322 to 2022 and encodes 566 amino acids. Gene Ontology annotation, cellular component: plasma membrane. The record is from RefSeq and is a predicted model, not a curated record. Gene Ontology annotation, molecular function: volume-sensitive chloride channel activity; intracellularly calcium-gated chloride channel activity.